Messenger RNA from Capsicum annuum, 730 nucleotides. RefSeq names its product flower-specific defensin-like. Gene Ontology annotation, biological process: defense response. The coding region runs from base 203 to 523 and encodes 106 amino acids. The record is from RefSeq and is a predicted model, not a curated record. The transcript has 2 exons. NCBI's taxonomy places the organism in Eukaryota, Viridiplantae, Streptophyta, Magnoliopsida, Solanales, Solanaceae.
AAUAUACAAGCAUUUAAAUUUAUCCGCAACCAUUGCUUCAAAAAUUUAUUGGCCAUACUAAAUUUUAUCACUUUUGGAUUUAGUCUUUUUUCAUUUCUUAUAAAUACCUCCAUUGUGGUACUGUUCAUUCACAACUCAAAAUUGCAAUCAUUCUUAUUAUUAAAAUAAUAUUUGCAAUCUUUUUUAGUCCUUCAAAGAGACUAUGGCUCGUUCCAUUUACUUCAUGGCAUUUCUUGUCUUGGCAAUCACACUCUUUGUUGCCAAUGGGGUGCAAGGUUCUAACAUUUGCAAAACAACAAGCAAAUAUUACAGAGGAAAAUGUACUACUGACUCUUCAUGUAGAAAAGUUUGUAUCGAGAAGGAUAAAUUUGAAGAUGGUCAAUGUACCAUAAUCCAAAGGAACUGCCUAUGCAAUAAGCAAUGUGUAUGCCACAAUAUUCCUAAAGAUGCUCGAACUAUUUUGGUUCAGGAUACUAAAACUCUCGAAGCAGAAUUGCUUGAAGAAGAGAUUUUCAAGGCGUAAUUAAGUCUUAUUAUGGAUUUAAUGUAACACAAAAUUAAACAAGGUGUUUCCUUUAUUAAAAAGGUAACUUAUAAUGUUGUGGUCUUGGCAUAUAGUAGCCAUUUUCCACAUUAAAUAAGUUGUGACACAUCAGUCCUUUAUAUAUCUUGUAUUAAGUUUGUGUGUAUUUUAAUAAAAAGAGAUCGUUUACGGUCUUUAAGUAUGAAA